Paramecium sonneborni is the source of this 715-nucleotide messenger RNA. The record is from the annotation of a GenBank genome assembly. NCBI's taxonomy places the organism in Eukaryota, Ciliophora, Oligohymenophorea, Peniculida, Parameciidae.
UUAACUUAAAUGAACUAAUUUGCCAAUUACUUAGAAUAUUAUACUCAAAGAGACCUCCCAUAAAGCUAGAGAUCUCCUAAAGCCAAAGAAAUAAAGAAGUAAUGGACUUUCAGUCCUUAAUUCAGUCCUCAUCGAUCUAGAUAUAACAUGAAUGAUUUAUAAAUAGAUAAUGAACCUUAAAAUUAAAGGAUAAUGCCUAAUAGCAAAAUAAAAUAGAGAAACAAUAUUGAGGAUAAGGAAAAUUUAAUAAAUCGAUAAAAUAUUGUUAUGAACUAAUAAAUAAAGAAGGGUUAGAAAUUAAUGAGUCCUCUAAAAGAAAAAAAGAAUUUAAUAGAUAGUGCUUAUUUAUUACCAAUAGAUCAAAUCUUAACUAUUAGUAUAUAAUCUUCAACUGAUGAGAAUAUUGUCUAAAUAGAUUCUGUAAAAAAAUAGUCUGAAAAUUAAAUGAACAAUUAUUAGGUUUAAGAAUUUGAAAAUGACUCUUAUUUUAAUGAGAGUAUGCGUAAAUCAUUUAAAAAGAUAAAAAUUUAAGAUGAUUAUUCAAGAGUAAGUUUUAUAAUUAUGAAUUUAAAAGGAUUAUAAUAAGCAAUUAAAAUUAGAGGAUGAUUUUGAAUAGAUUAAUAGUUUUAGAUAACAUAUUUAAACUCCAAGAUAAUAACAGAUGAAGAAUAUAAGUUUUGUAAUGUAUAAAAAAUAAGUGGAGGGAAGAUUUUGA